AGAAAACUAUAACCACCUGCUCCUCCCAGAGCUACUAGUAGAGUGUGAGUGAGAAAAAAAAAUCUCUGCGGUGAGCUGAAAGAGAAUCAUGAAAGCCUCUACAUUCAGGCCUCAAUUCUCAUUACCCAUACAGACUAAUCUUAAAACUCCAACCACUACUAAAUUUCUUCAUCUACUUCCAUUUAAAACCAAAUCAUGUCUUUCAAACUCAUUUCCACCACAAAAACCAAAUCUUCUUGCAACAAGAAAAGCAACAAUAAUCAAGAAGCUUCAGAAUCCAGUACCUUCAAAAUCCACCACCUCAAAUGAUGAAAAUGGGUUAUCAAGGGUUGUUAUAUUGGGUGCAGUAACACUAGGGGUGGCAAUGCUAGUUGUUGGGAUGGAUGAUCAGAAUGCUUUGGCUUUGGGUCCAGAGGGACCUUUAAUGGAAGAAUUUUGGGAUAACAUGAGAAGAUAUAGUUUGUAUAUUGUAACAGUGAGUACUGGUGUUAUUUACACCAUAUUUACACCAAUAUUGGAGCUAUUAAAAAAUCCUGUCACUGCAAUUCUUAUUAUAACUAUCUUAGGUGGUAGUCUUUUCAUUGUAUCUCAAGUUAUUUCAGCCAUGGUUGGUACUUCAGAAUUUGUAUAUGAUUAUGGGUAUUAACUUAUAAAAACUACUAUAUGCAAAAUUUUGAUUAUUCAUGCAUAUACUUUUUUUUA
This is a messenger RNA of Papaver somniferum (opium poppy), 702 nucleotides long. RefSeq lists its product as uncharacterized. The record is from RefSeq and is a predicted model, not a curated record. NCBI's taxonomy places the organism in Eukaryota, Viridiplantae, Streptophyta, Magnoliopsida, Ranunculales, Papaveraceae. The transcript has a single exon. The coding region runs from base 89 to 646 and encodes 185 amino acids.